Molecule: messenger RNA, 10446 nt
Organism: Besnoitia besnoiti
Lineage: Eukaryota; Apicomplexa; Conoidasida; Eucoccidiorida; Sarcocystidae
Exons: 9
Coding region: 1-10446 (3481 amino acids)
Biological process (GO): tRNA methylation
Cellular component (GO): cytosol
Source: RefSeq, a predicted model, not a curated record
AUGGCAGGUCCACUGAACGGAGAGUUGAAAACCGACACAUUAUUGAAUCCUCAAAAUGGGCCGGCAAGCCACGCCAGCCUUCCCCCUUCAGCGUCGAGUCGAAGGGUUCUCGCUCUCCUCCGCGAAGAAUGCGCGAGGCUCGGUAGCGAGGCACCAUCUCCUCGACGGAUUGAUCGCGAGAACUGCAGCUACGAGACAGUCGCGCGCCUGUGGGCUAUAUUCGUUGAAGACAGCAAGACCCUUGAAGGCCAAGGGACUACGUUGAAGCAGCUCGCGAAUUUUCUUUUUCAACGAACAAAGCGAAUACACGAGACCGGAAAAGGGGCAUCUGGGACUACUCUCGGCUGCACUUCUGAACCUACAAUCGAUGUCCUGCACGAGCUUACACGGCCUCUUGUGGAGGCUUUGAUGGAUAUCCUUCUUCAGCUGCGCAGCAGGGGAACCCUCAGCGCAGUUAGCAGUCUGCAGCAGCUCGAACGCUGUUUUGCCGCCCUGCUGAAAGCAGACGGCGGGUCUGGCGACCGCCCUCACUCAGUUGUGCGCGGAAAUGACGACGGACGGGUGCCGAAGCCCGAAGGAUUGCCAGGCGGCAUAGAAAAUUACCAAGCCAGCGAGAGGCAAGGCGAAGCGACCUGUCAAGUUCUGUCAUCAGGGAAACGUGCUGGAGACGUCAUUCUCGAGCGUCUCAUGCUUUGGGCUCAAGAACGAAGUGCUCUCCUCCGGAGGUUGCGAGCGGAGUUAAACAAGGAAACUCGACAGGCCGAAGACUUAGCUGCUGUUCCGCCUGCCGAGCAAAGCGAAUCCACCACAGAAGUGGUAGUGGAACCUCUUCAUGCGGCAGCUCUAAGAGUUAGCGCCACGCUGGAGUCUCCGACAUUAUCUGCCCUGUACCGCGACUUAUGGGGCCAAACAAGAACGGCCGGAGCUGACGCACCACUUAGCGACGCGAGCAUCACGUUCCUCCUUCUCUUAACGGGCCUCCAGCAACUGGAAAACGGCUGCAUGCUUCCAUUCGCAGAGAGUACAGGUGACGAUCGAAACGCCGUUUUUCUUUCGGUGUUGCAAGCCUUAUCGUCUCUUUGCACCGCAUGCUGGCGACAACUGCUGGAAGACUUCGCACUUCAGAGGUUGAUCAAUGCGACCUCGAUGGAAAACCGACGUCCUGACUCGGGCUGUCGAUUCUCCAGUUCCUCUCGCGCAAGCGAGAUAAGCGAUGACGCGUUGAUGGCGCAGUUGCUCGGCCCUGCGUUGGAUCCUGGGUUUCUGGUUCGCUUUCUUCAGCAGCAGAAACAGCUGGAGGUUUUGACAGCUGCUGCGGCGAUCAAGGUUCGAUUGGCCGCACUCGCGGGUCUCCACCGGGACUCGGGAGGCUUACUCGAUGCAUGCCGGAUGGUGCAACAGUUCCUGACGCCGGUGCGUGCGGCGGCGCUUGAUGAGGCAGGCGUUCGCCAGAGAAAAGAAGCGCCGCACACGCACGGGGCCGCAGGCACUCAAGCUAGUUCCACCGAACGUAGGGCGCGGGCAGCGGGACAACUGUCCCCUCGAGGAGGCCUCGCCCUUUUGCGAUCCCUUCUGCUUCUCCUGUCGUCCAACGACGAGGGCGCCCGGACCCCGGAUGCUCCUUCUCACCAACACGAGAUUCAGGAGAAGGGUACGGCCAAAGUAUCCGGUCAAACCACUACAGCAGGCCGCCAAGGACGAGGUGCUCCCCUGAACACCAAAACGCGCGUCCUAGCUGAAAUUACGCGACAUCUCAUCAUUUUUACACGCACCCAUGAUGUUCACGUCAAGCGCGACGCGCUGCUUCUUUUGAAGCAGCUUGUCGAGGUGGCGCCUCCUUCAUUGCUCUUGCAGUCGUCCCUGGGCAACAGCGCAGCACUGCAUGGCACAUGCGAUGGGGUAUGUAUAUCCAACGGUAUCACUGCGCGGUCCUCUGCUGUCGCACUAGCGUCUAUGGAGGCGACAUCUUCAGUGGAUGCCUUGGCGAGUGGUGUGUCGGCGUCCGGGGAGUCCCCCAGUCUCGUGGACACGCUAAUUGAGGUCUCUUUGAGCCACUGGCAGCAUCCCCAGCGAAGCGUCUCACAAGUGGCUCGGAGCCUGUGGGAGGCGCUCGGGCGGGUGACCCUUCCGCCUCCAACAGGUGGUCGAGAAGGGAGACCGUCUACAGCACGCACAGCCACAUGUGGAGAAGGCAUCGAGCACGUCGGCAUGUGUUGUCUGCCGCAUCAGCUCUCUCUGGCCGUCCUUGAGUUGCCUGCAAUGCACCGCAAGGCACAAAACCUCGCACUUUUAUCGCUUCUCCCGACGGUCGGGGUGGAGUGGCUGUUGCACCAGCGGCCGCGGCUGGUAGAGCAGCUCCUCGUGGAGAUAGGUGACUCGUUCUACACAGGCGCUUCCGCCGUAAAGCUCCUGGAGGGCAUUUUGAGGCAGCUGCUAUCUCGUCCUAUACCCCUGGGGCAGACGCCCGAAGGCGUGCAGCCUGGGGAGCAUGCAUCAGGAUCGUCUCACCGCAACACAUCUCGCGUCACGGCGAGGAAAGCCCAAAUUAAGACGCCCGUCGCACUUCGUCAGAUCUUUUACCCCGUACUCACCGACGCCCUGCUGGGCCUGCCCUUUGGGUGUACUGCUACCCUCGGGUCGUGGCAAGCAGAUGCGAAUAGCGGCGGCGUGACUUGCCCGGCAUUUGCUGCGUCCCUGCUGCCCCUCUUCGAAUCUCCGUUAAGUAGCGUAUCAUCUGUGCGGUCACCUACGGGCUCCCCCCCAGCCACCCUGGCCUCUCAGCGUCGUCUGUCGCCUGAUGCUUCACAGAGAGUGGCAGCUACGGUCAUGCCUCUGCUACGGUCGUUGGAUCCGCAAGGCCUUGCCUCAGUACUGCAAUUAAUUCAUUGGGCUGGCUGCCGAUUUGGACCUGCUAGCGCUGAUAAAAGCACUCUGCUGGCGGGUAUUCCCGGCGCUCAUCGUAUUUCCCAGGGGUCGUGUCGACAGGAGGGUCUUCGUGAAGUGGACACAGAGCAGGGCCUCAGAUACUCGGAAACGGGAGACUGUGGCGACCAGCUACCAUCAGAUACGGACCGCAUGCCGUGGAGCGUGGGAGAGGCGGUUCUCUUGAAUGUCGCUCGACAGGCUGGCGUAGCCGAGUGGAGUGUGUGCUGUGGUAACGCAUCAGUCGCAAGCAAUGGUGCGCGGGUGCCUUCCCAAUCGGGCGCUUUCUGCCUGCGUGUCUCCGGAGUGGACACAGAUGAAAACCCGGUAGUUGUAGACAUUCCCCAAGGACGCCUGCAGCACGGUCUCCAGAGUGGGGAUGACGAGGUCCGCAUGGCCCUUCUGAAGGUCGUCGCUCUGUCGCGUCUGUCGUCUGUACCUCCUGCGCUUGUUGAACUCGAGCUGCUGUCUCAGGCAGUCGAGAAUGGCAGCAGCCGCCAAGCAGCUGGCUCCACGAAGGCAGCGUUCGCGGAUGCCUUCAAGCGGCUGCUUCAGCGCGCGCGCGACGCGUACAGGAAGCAACUGAUGCAACAGACUCCAGAGUCCAUUCGCAGUUUGCUGACGCCUUCUUCUCCAUCCACACGACUCCCGGCAGGACAGCGGGAGAACACGUGCAACGCAUGCGCUGCUCCCGUGCCUAAAGGGGGUCUAGAUGUGGUGGCAGAGGUCAACAGCUUUCGCGACUUCCUCUUGUUCCUGCAGCGACUGCACCGCAGUGCGCUGCUUCAGUGUCUCCCGUGUAUGCACCCAGAUCGACAGAAUGCGGGCACGACUCUUCUAUUGUUCCUCUACGAGCUGUGGGGUUCUCAACCGCCUACAGCGCUCCGCAAAGGUAGCAGCUGUGCGAACGCUGCUCUGGCCGCGGCUCGCGUGGUGCUGACUGAUGAAGCACUUGCCAAGCUCACUGAGGGAGGCUGCGCGGUGGCGGAGGCUCUCGGGUUCUAUGCAGCCUCCGUACAGGCUCAGCUAGUCGGAAUGCUUGCUAGCCGCUGGCCGAAGCAGAGCGACGCCGCACUCAGGAUUUUGAAGCUUUUCCCUCGCCAUCAGUUGGAAUGGGGACUGUCUGCCCUGUGCUUGUCGCCGCAGAAGGACGCCACCGGAAAAGGGAGUGGCUGCAACCCCCCUGCUUUGCAACCGAAGACAGAAGCCGGAUCUCUCAGCCAGCAGCCAGUCUGGUCGCUUAAGCGAGCUUACGCCGAUGUACUCGUGCUGAUUCAUAGCAUUCGGGAGAGCGAUUACGCAGCGGGAGCGUCGCAGCUCGAGCUUGCGCUUUCCACGGCGUUUGUGGCUCCGCUCAAGCGCAUGAUAGCUGCCAGAGGUCAUGCAGUCACUGACCCCAUCAGAGGAAUGGGAGACUCGAAUGCCGCAGCAAAACGCUCGCGAAUGAGACAGGACGAGUGCGUCAGCACUGCUCCUGUGGACUGUCUGCCCGGGACGACACUUACUGCGUCCUUUUCUGAUGUGCGAGAGACUCCAGAAGAGCUGGCAAACAGCGCGGACAUUCUCAUCGACAUUCUUGACCGCUCGCUCGUCCAGCACGGAGAGGGCCAGACCAGCUCCUGUUCCGUCCUUCCAGGAAGCGUGGAGAUCGGCCCGUUGCGCAUCGCGUGUGACGGUGAACCACACCUCCAAAAACUCUUCCGGUUGCUUAACGUAUUCCUCCAGGCUUCUCAGCAGAGGCUUGAUGCCCUGGAAGGCCACGCUCGCCUUUCCGCCAAGACGCCUAAUGCGUGCAUCCACGGCCUACUUGUCGUGCUCUCGAAGCUUCUCCGGGAGCUCCCACCGCUUGGGGUCUUAAUCCGAGCAUAUUCAGAAUACUCCACGGGGACCGCGCGGGCGGGCAGGUUCCGGGGAGAUUCGGGAGCUGGAAGCGAUUCCGGGAGUCAGGUCUGGGUGCCAUGGAGACGUUUGGUUCUUUGCCUUGUGCGGAUGCUGAUGGACGUGUGCAGCAGUAUGUUCUGCGUAAUUGCUGAGGGUGCAGACAGUGUCAUGCUGAAUGCCGUGUGGCAGCAGCAAAAUGAUCAACAGGAGGCACAGCACGAUGAAAAGCAGAGCCAGAAAAAGAACUUCAACGUCGACUGCAGAGGCCAUCCGCUGCUUCCGCGGCGAGACGUCGCGGACAUAGAGAUGGCGGACGGAGAGAGAGAGGACGAAGAAGAGACAGAAGAGACUUUGCUUGCUGUCCGGGGCUGGGUUACAGUUAAAGCAGCUUCAUCGUGUCUGUCAGCUUUGCUGGACUGGAUACCACUUGAACAGGCGGUGGAGAAACCAAUUGAGAUGCGGGUUGGUGACAGAACACGGGCCACAAAGGAACUGGAGAAGCAACUGAUCAAGAGUUCCACCAUCAUAACAGUGGGCGAGAUGAACGCCAUCGGCCGGCGGCUUCUCCACUUCUUGCUUUCGUGCAGACAUCUCGGGGCUAUGAACAGUCUUUUCGACAGUCUCGCAGGUUUGAGCCGGAAGUUGCUUUGUUCCCCUGAACAAGCCAUGCAGGGUCUCCCCCGCACCUGGAUAGAUAACCUGCUUCUGCUGCUCCUUCCGCCCGCCCUGGCUGCAGCAUCUAGCCGGACGUCCAGCAUGUUUGAGAGCGAGGCGGUUUCCACUACUGUGGCAGACCCGUCUCAAUUCAGUGCGUCUGAGAGAGAUGAUGUCUGCGCGGCUUCGCUUCCCCCUCCACUGAGAAAAAGCGCCAGCCUCGGGCUGGCAUUCGUUGCAGUGCUUGCAGGUGAAGCUGCGAGCGCAGACACUACGAUGCGAGGCGGAGACAGAUGCCCACUUCUUCAGCGCGCGAUGUCGAUCCUCGUCCCUCUCGCGGAGGGGCGUUACGACUCGAUGUUCCCUGUUCUCGAGGAAGCCUACGCACACCGCGCACACUGUCUCAAUGUGAUUCGAGCGGUGAUUCGAAGUGGGUCCCUUUCCACUUCGAUCGCGUGCGUUUCGUUGAUCCCCUCCAAAGAAGCGGUGACCGCCUUAGGCAUCCGACAGGCCGCUGGCGCAGCGCCUUCACGAGACAAUCGGCUGUCAACGGACGCGGGUCAAAGUGCCGGCGCGCAUGGUCCCCCGUCGAAGGCAGACGACAACGGAGUUGCUGCGGAGGUUCUGGACGCAAAUGCCACCAGCAAUAUCAUAGGAAAUGGCGUUCCCUUGGCAGCACUGGCAUUGGCCGCGGCGGUGCGCAGCAGCAACUCGACGUCGUAUUUCCCACUUCGCAACGCGGCGACGCUUCUCCUGGUCGCCGCUGUCAAGCGGAUGGCAGGGAAAGACAACGAUUCUCUCCAUGUUGCAACCUUCCCUCUCUACUCCUUCUGUAGUGGGGCACAGCAAAGAUCCUCUGCCAAUCCAUCUUUGGCAGAAGCGCCGAUCGACUUGCCAUUUCUUCAGUCCGCAGAUGUAUUGCCGAUUCUGCUGCGCACGCUUGAGACUAGCUCCCGCAGUGCAAAUCCAUGGGCCUUUUAUUCCGAGGAUGAGGGACAGGCGGCCAAUAUGCCACAGUUCCGUGAUGACCGCGGGCAGGCAUCGGGGCAAGACACGGGCAAUUACCGAUUUAAGGAGCCUGAGCAGCUGAAGGUCACCAGGAACGAAUAUGACCAAGGCGCGCUAGUGGCUGUGCUGCUGCUCGUAUCCCGGCUUGACUUCGCAUCGGUUGCGUCAGAGGGUCCGAGACUGGCCAUGCUGCUUGCGUCUGAGAGCUGCGGGGCACAGCAGGAAGACGACGACGCUGAUGAGGUGUCGUGUCACAAGAUGGACACCCGCCCAUCAGCAGCCUGUCCUCCUGCGCCGUCGUCACCCAGGUGGCUGCUGCGACUCAUGGUAGCGUUGCGGACGCAUCUGACAGGCCCGAAUUUCCACACCCGUCUGCUAGCUGCCAGGGCUCUAGCGAACUACGCGACGCAAGAGGCGCGUUUACAGGGUCCCGAAUGCCUGCUCCACGGUCUAGAAGCGGCUGUCGUGAGUGCGGCGAACGCCCGAGCGAACAGCAAUACGAGCAACGGCCUCUUGCUUCUUGUCCUUGAGCUCCUUCAGCGUCCUGAGGUCUGUGACUGGCUGGAACAGGUUGCGUACAAGCCUGCGGUGGCCUGCCAGCACCUGGCCUCAACGCAAGACGCGGCCGCUCUGCUGUCGGAUGGGGUCGGCACCGGCUUUGAGCGCAGCGCUGAAACCGUAUUGCGAUCAGCAGCUCGCUCCGGAAUCUCCGGAUUUGUGAGCCAGUUUUCGCGAUGCAUAUUAUAUGUUUGUUCCGUGGCACCAGCCCCGGUGAACAGGCUUCUCGGACUUCAGGCCAUGCAGACACUUGCAAAACACUUAGUAAGUAUUCGGAGGUCGGGUGGCGAAGCCCGUCGUGCGGCCUGCGCUUCCGGACGACAAGCUCAGGGAGCCACGUGUGUGAACGACGCGGACAAUCAGGUCGAGGGCUCCCUCUGUCGUGGAGGUGUGGAAGGUGACUGCUGCUCAACAUCCAGCGAAGAGAACGAUGACAUCCUCGAGGCUACUAAAACCGUUGUCGCUUGCGCUUGCCGCCACCUGCCGUCAUGCUUCUCUGAAGUUGCUAGGCACUUCAAUCUCCCGUCUCUAUCCAACUUAUCGCUGGAGCUGUUGCUCUCGACAGACGAAAACCCGCCAUGCUCUACCUCGGAAAACGCGUGCUCUCUCGGCAGCCGGCAUCCGUGUGCACUCUGCCUAGUGGGAGGCAUCCACUUGCCAUGCUCGCCAGCGGGCGUGACUGACAGUAGCUCCCGCUCUCCCACAAGCCUUGGACCUCGACUCGGUCUGGCCGCCCCCCUGCAUACAGUGGCGGUAUGUGCGUUGAUGGAUGCGGUGAUGCUGACUCCGGGGCCAGCGUCACCGGGUGCGAGACUCGCAGCCGUUGCUGCGCUUCUUCACCUCGUUCAUGGCGUGCAGCUGCAUCCGCAGGUGCUGGAGGAAGCGUUCAAGUGCUGCCGAAAACGGCUCAAGAAAGGUCGGGUCUUCGAGCCACCGCAUUGUGCUACCGGGGGCAAGGCCUCAGUAGGUGCAGCGGCCGAGCUUCGGCUCGGCGUGCGGCUACUCUGGAAGACCGUUGCGUCGGCCCUCUGUAGUAUUUCUGAAGCUCCAGAGCACAUCGAAGACACAGGUUGCAGGGCACCAGCCAGCCAGGCCUACGUAGAAGAGGCGAAAAGGAAGGGCAGCAAGGGGGCAAGCACUGUAUUAACAAACAGCGAGCAUGCAGAAGAACACACAUGCCCGUUCGCUCACAGCAAAGUCAAGACCGGCUUUUCAUCAGUGCUACGGGCUGAGGCGCUAAGGUUGGUCGCCCACCUUGCCCAAAUGCUGAUCCACGACAGUCAAAACGGUGGAGGAAACGCUACACGUGCGGGCGCCGUUGGCAGUGAAGGGGGUGGCUUGGCUGCAGUGUCACCGCCAGCGGCGUGCGUCGCAAAGGCAGCUCGCGGGCUUGUCCGAACGUACCCUUGCAGCACGCCGGUCCGCAAGAGUUUCAUGCUUUUCGGGGCUGCGUUCCUGACCUCGAACUGCCGCCGCAAGGGAAGUGACGAAGGACAGGAAGGUGAACUGGAGGCGGACAAGGAAACAACAGAGCUUGCACAGGCGUGGACCGCAUGCUUGGCGGAGUGCAGUUGCCCGGAGGCAGAAGUGUCUCUUCGGCGAGCAGCAGUACAGGUGAUCGGCUUUGCUACCCCUUCUCUGAUGCGUUUCUGUCAAAGAGGGACUGACGUUUGUGCUGUAAGAGAUGCCCCGGAGCACACCAUAGGUUAUCCGGCAUCUUCCCGUUCACUCAGCUUGGUCGGCCUGCCCGUUCCCAGUCCGAGAGGGUCGCCGUUUUACUGCUGCGAGGACGCCGUGCAGGUUUGGAAAGCCAUGAUCACUCUUCUGCAGGAUGGCGAACCUGUUGUUCGGGGAGAGGCUAUUCGAGUAUGCACGGACAUGUGCAGCAGCCUGGCAAAUUCCCUCCUCGCCGUCCCAGGAGAAAACGGGAGGCGGAUCGCGCCAACGGCCGAAGCCUCGCGAGUCGUCCCUGUUCUGCAACUUGCACUGUGCAGUCAGACACCGACGAGAGGCGUCGACAGCUCAGUGCUUCUGCAGAUUCUGCUAGACGUGGCGACAGAGCUGUUCCCUCCUCAAGUGGCUGCGGACCUGCUAUGGGCCUACACGGAGGCAAGCGCGCCCGCGAUUCGGGAUUUCUGUGCCGAGAAGCUCUGCCUCCAUCUGGCCCCUCGUAGCGGUACCGGCGCAGGGCCUGACCAGCAGCCUGGCCAGGACAACGUCGGUGGGAACCCCGACGUUCGCCCGCUGUUUGACGAAGAACAGGCAAAUCUGUACACCGAGGAUAUUCUUCUUGGCCAAGCAGCUGCGAGGAACUUGCUCAGGCUUCUUGGCUCGCCCAGUGCGCUCGCGCACUGCUGCGACAGUGGCACGGUCAGAGGUUGCGAAGAGAACUCUGCAGUUACGUUCGGGCUCUCCCGCAGCGCGUGCGAAGCAGCCGGAGGAAAGGGAAGCGUGCUGUUCUUGCUGAGAUGUCUCGCCAGGCGUGCCUCAGCUACGGAGACAGCAGGUCCUGCUGAGGGUGACCGUACACAGCGCAACGGGGAGAGCAUCUCACGCCGCGUUGUGGAGCAAGCGUCCGGUAGCAGCUUCGGUGAUGCGGACACUAGAUUAAGAGAUGCCAUGUUCCUGUGGGACAAGGUGACGAAAGUUUCCGGGGAGGUGGAAGACGUCUGCAUUUGCCUCGAGGAGGUGACCGUGGAGAGGCUUGUUUGGGGCGAUGCAGCUGUCACGCUGGGAACUGGCGAGGCGAGGAGGCCCCACCGCGCUGCGCAAGAUCAACACGUUGAAGACGCUAUGCAAACGACAUACGAUGCCAAACAUGAAGCAACGACUCGAGUGCUUCACGCCUCACGGACUUCUCUGGUCGGUGAAAACGAAUUCGGUUCUCCUUCUCUCGGCAACCCCCACUUUACUCAACAUGCCCUGUUCCAGCCAGUGUAUGGCGCUCUCCUGAAGGCAAGCAUCCUGUUACUCCUUUUGUCUGACUCGUCCCUCAAGGGCAUCUCGCCUGCCGCGCAGCCCGCCAGUGCACACGAAUCGCGUUUGCGAGACCUGCGGAACCUCUGCGAGUGGAUCAGGUGUCUCCAUGAGAAACUGGAGCAAACAGUCAAGGGGGGAAGCGCGGCCCACUGGGUUUUGCUGUCGAUCACUCGACAUCUUCUCGCUGCCGUAGGUGCAGGCCAGUGGGGACUGCCACGCCAAUCCGCCGGCUAUCAUGCAAAGCCGGCUGGACCCGGGGACGAGGGAGAUUCGGACGGCCAAAGAAGGAUUGCUGAAGACAAAGAGUCAGCUCAGAUACCCGUCUCCGACGCUGCUGAAGCUGCGCUGGAUGAAGCUAUCGAUCCUCAGGCCAGGGAGGCGACCGCACGUCUAGUAAAUGCGGUUUUGUUUAUCCUGCCUGGUGGAGCGUACGGAGGGAGAUAA